Messenger RNA from Penicillium daleae, 339 nucleotides. RefSeq names its product transcription initiation factor IIA subunit gamma. Gene Ontology annotation, biological process: transcription initiation at RNA polymerase II promoter; RNA polymerase II preinitiation complex assembly. Gene Ontology annotation, molecular function: TBP-class protein binding; RNA polymerase II general transcription initiation factor activity. The record is from RefSeq and is a predicted model, not a curated record. Gene Ontology annotation, cellular component: transcription factor TFIIA complex. NCBI's taxonomy places the organism in Eukaryota, Fungi, Ascomycota, Eurotiomycetes, Eurotiales, Aspergillaceae. The coding region runs from base 1 to 339 and encodes 112 amino acids. The transcript is spliced from 3 exons.
AUGGCCGCACAACAAUCAUACUACGAGCUCUACCGUGGGAGCAGCCUUGGCCUUUCCCUAACGGAUACCCUGGAUGAUUUGAUCAACGAGGGCCGCAUUGAGCCUCAGCUGGCGAUGAAGAUCCUGUCCACCUUUGACAAGGUGGUCACCGAGGUUCUAGCCGAGAAGGUCCGGGCCCGGCUCACGUUCAAGGGCCACCUUGAUACGUACCGAUUCUGCGAUGAAGUGUGGACAUUCCUGAUCAAAGAUGUCACCUUCAAGUUGGACAACCAGACCACCAUUUCCGCGGACCGGGUGAAGAUCGUGAGCUGCAACAGCAAGCGACCGGGUGAGACAUAG